GAGAAUAAAAGCAAUGUGUAAUUUCUGUUAAAUCUCAGCAAUUCAUAACCAAGUUUAGAUAUUUUGGUCUGCAAGGGAUGCAGCAUUUUGUUUCAGAAUUUUAUGGAACCAACUUUGUUGUUAUUUAUGGUAUGCUUAUUAUGGGAAUUGUGUUGGAGUUACUAGCCGCAGCUGCACCAUCGCUGUCUCCAUCAGAAGCAAAAGCCAUACUCAAUAGUGGAUGGUGGAAUCAAUCGGAGAUAAAUGCAUACUCUAUUUGUUCCCAGAUGGAUGGUAUAGUUUGCAAUGAAGCUGGAAGCAUAACUAGAAUCAGAAAUCCGGAUUUUAAAGAAGGGAGUAAUUUAGCAACACUAAACCUUUCUGCUUUCGAGAAUUUAGAAUGGCUAGAGGUAUCGAACCGUGGACUACAUGGAAUUAUCCCACCUGAAAUUGGUAAUCUAUCAAAACUCACUCAUCUAAUCUUGUCCAGUAAUUCUCUUCACGGGGAGAUACCUCCUUCAUUGGGAAAUCUUUCCCAAUUAGAGAUCCUAAGCAUCUCUAACAACAACAUUCAAGGCUUCAUUCCUCCUGAAUUAGUGUCCUUGAAAAAUCUCACUGUCCUUGAUCUUUCUUUCAACAGAAUCAAUGGGACCUUGCCCAUUUCACUUUCAAAUCUCACAAAAUUACAAUCUCUUGACAUUUCUAACAAUCUACUUGUUGGUUCCCUACAAUCCUUGUUGGUGGGAAGCCAAACGCAACUAACCACUACGAACUUCAGUCACAUCCUUAUUCAUCUCGACCUGUCCAACAAUUUUUUUCAUGGGGGGAUACCUCCUUCACUGGGAAGUCUUACCCAAUUAGAGACCCUAAUCAUCUCUGGAAACAACCUUCAAGGUUCCAUUGCCCCUGGGAUCUUUCCCAUUUCACUUUCAAAACUCACAAAAUUAAAAUCUCUUUACCUUUCCAACAAUCAACUCAUUGGUUCCCUACAACCCUUGUUAGUUGGAAGGCAUGCACAACUAAGUUCUGUUGACCUCAGUCACAACCUCAUUAGUGGGGAAAUACCACCAAAGCUUGCAUGUAAUAUGCCAUCCUUAAAAUAUCUGGAUCUAAGCUACAAUAAUCUUAUUGGAACGGUUCCUCCAACUCUGCAAAGUGUCUCUUAUGUGGACCUUUCCUUCAAUAAUUUGACGGGUCCCAUUCCACAAGGUUUUACUGAGUUUCAGCUAAUAGGGAACAAAGAUGUAUGUAGCAACAAUCCGUAUUACCAAACCAAUUACCAAUUCCAGCCUUGUGCAGCCCGUAACAACAAAGUAAUUCACAAAUGGGUCAUAGUUUUUCCUAUCCUCAUUUUUCUAAUCAUAGCCUUACUACUUCUGUAUCGGAGGUUUAUUCGCAGCACAAUAAAGAUAUCAUCGAUGGCUCAGAAUGGGGAUUUGUUCUGUAUUUGGAACUAUGACGGUAGAAUAGCCUAUCAAGACAUCAUAACAGCAACCGAAGAUUUUGACAUGAAAUAUUGUAUUGGAACAGGAGCUUAUGGGAGUGUUUACAAGGCACAAUUACCAAGUGGCAAGGUUGUUGCCUUGAAAAAACUCCAUAGUUUUGAAGCAGAGGUGUUGGCUUUUGAAGAGAGUUUUAAAAAUGAGGUCAAAGUAUUAUCAGAUAUAAAACAUCGACAUAUUGUGAAGCUCUAUGGAUAUUGCUUGCACAGAAGAAUCAUGUUUUUGAUCUAUGAGUACAUGGAGAAAGGAAGCUUGUUUUCUGUCUUGUAUGAUGAUGUGGAAGCAAUGGAAUUGGAUUGGAAAAAGAGGGUUAACAUAGUAAAAGGAACUGCACAUGCUCUCUCAUAUCUUCAUCAUGACUGCACUCCUCCAGUAGUGCAUAGAGACAUAUCAGCCAGCAAUGUGUUGCUUAACUCAGAGUGGGAGCCCAGUGUUGGUGACUUUGGCACAGCCCGAUUCCUCAACCUUGAUUCAUCCAAUCAUGGUUUUAAAUUGCGAACUCUAGUUGCUGGAACCAUUGGAUAUAUAGCUCCUGAACUUGCCUAUACAAUGGUUGUGACUGAAAAAUGUGAUGUUUUUAGUUUCGGAGUAGUGGCACUUGAAACUUUGAUGGGGAAACAUCCUAAGGAAAUACUGUCAUCACUCCAAUCAACAUGUACUCAUAGCAUCACAUUAUAUGAACUAUUAGACCAGCGCCUCCCAGAGCCAAAAGUGGCAUUUUCACUGGACAUAGUUCGUGUUGCCAUUAUAGCAUUUUCAUGCUUGAAUCCCAAUCCUUGUUCUCGCCCAACAAUGAAACAAGUGUCUCAAUGUUUUUUGACUCAACCAGCUCCAUUACUCAUUCCUUUACAUGAAAUUUCGUUGCGUCAGCUCAUUAGACAAGAACUCGAAUUAUCUAAAAUUGUCAACUCCUCAUAGUGAAAUUAAGUUCAAAAUGAAGUUUGCGCAAGCUAUUAGCCUUUGAUUUAUAUUACACUUUUUUUAAGUGUAUUUGCAUGAUUAGUUAGAUAUGUUGGGAAGUGGCAUCAUAA
Messenger RNA from Cajanus cajan (pigeon pea), 2512 nucleotides. The record is from RefSeq and is a predicted model, not a curated record. Lineage: Eukaryota; Viridiplantae; Streptophyta; Magnoliopsida; Fabales; Fabaceae.